AUGAAGUUCCUGACGACGACCACCCUCGCCGUUCUGGCACUCGCCUCUUCAACUUUGGCCCAUUUCACGCUGGACUACCCCCUCACGCGCGGCUUCGACGAAGAUCUCGAGAACAACAACUUCUGCGGUGGCUUCUCAAACCCUCUCCUCCCUCGUCAGCCGUGGUAUUACCGCAACGGCCCCGUCUCGAUCGAUAGCCACCACGACGCGGCCACCGUAAACAUCUAUAUCUCCUACUCGCUUCCCAACUCGUCGCAGUCUUUCCUAGCAGCUCCUCCUCUGAGGCAAGACCUGGCGAUCAAGGGAGAGGGCGAGUUUUGCUUCCACGCCAACGCUACGGCGGCCGGAACGGGGGCUGGAACCAACGCGACGCUCAUGGUCGAAUUCAUCAGCAACGUCCAUGGACAUCUGUACCAGUGCUCGGAUGUGGUCUUCACGGAUGACGCUAGUGUGGGAAGCAAUGUGACGUGUACGGACUCACUAACCGCUGCAGCUUCCAGUGGAGGUGGCGAGGAGAACACGACGACGACGACAUCAAGCACGAGCCCGGCAGCACAGACAAGCGCCCCGGCGAGAUCGAACAGCAAUGGCGCGGAGGGGACGGUCAGGUCGAUGGGCUGGUUUGCGGCGGUGGUGCCCGUUUUUGUUGCUGGCGCUCUGUCCCUCGCUUGA
Messenger RNA from Kalmanozyma brasiliensis GHG001, 672 nucleotides. RefSeq lists its product as uncharacterized. The transcript has a single exon. Bases 1 to 672 code for a protein of 223 amino acids. Lineage: Eukaryota; Fungi; Basidiomycota; Ustilaginomycetes; Ustilaginales. The record is from RefSeq and is a predicted model, not a curated record.